This is a messenger RNA of Eublepharis macularius, 1910 nucleotides long. RefSeq names its product endothelin 1 (gene EDN1). Gene Ontology annotation, biological process: regulation of systemic arterial blood pressure by endothelin; intracellular calcium ion homeostasis; regulation of vasoconstriction. Gene Ontology annotation, cellular component: extracellular region. The coding region runs from base 101 to 721 and encodes 206 amino acids. NCBI's taxonomy places the organism in Eukaryota, Metazoa, Chordata, Lepidosauria, Squamata, Eublepharidae. The record is from RefSeq and is a predicted model, not a curated record. The transcript has 5 exons. Gene Ontology annotation, molecular function: endothelin A receptor binding; hormone activity; endothelin B receptor binding.
GCUCCAGCCUCCGGCCCCGCUCGCUCUGCGGCCACCCGAAGCCUCCCGAGGGAGCCCAGGGGAUUUACAGGGAUCGCCCUUGCAUUGCCUUGCAGCCGGAAUGGAUUACGCGCGGCGACUCCUGCCCCUGGUGUUGGUGCUCUGCCAGGGAGCUCGGCACGCAGCGGCUUCGGAGGCUCAGCCCGGCGCCGCCGACAAGCCGCCCUCCAGCGCCCCCUGGCCGCCGCGCAGGUCCAAGCGCUGCUCCUGCUCUUCUCUGGAGGACAAGGAGUGCGUCUAUUUCUGCCACCUGGACAUCAUCUGGAUCAACACGCCAGAGCGAAUUGUGCCAUAUGGACUUGGAGGCCCUUCUCGAACCAGGCGGUCUCUGGAGGACUUUGCAAACCUGGAGGGGACUCACGAGAGAUGCCAGUGUGCGGACUUAAAAGACAAGAAGUGUAGAAGCUUCUGCCAAAAUGGAAAACAACACGGGGCCCAGUCUACAAGAGAGAAGGGUUGGAAAUCCCUUCCUAAAGACAGAGCUUGCAAAGGUCUGACCUGCGCAUACAUGCAGCUGGUUAACAGCAAGAAAAUGAGAAGGUUAGAGGCCAUUGGUAACAAGAUCAAAGCAUCCUUUAAUGCUGCUAAACUGCGGAGCAGGCUGCACAAACGAAAACAGCUGAAGCAUAACCGAACAUACAGAAAGCAAAAUGUUUGGGAAAGCCUAAAGAUGACGUCUUAGUGGAAAGAUCACCGUCUCUAAUCCUUGAGUCAUCAUGAAUUACUGACAAAACAUUGCUGAAGCUCUGUUUUGACUUCUUAACAUUCCACUCCAGGAGAAGAUCGUCAAGGAAUGUUGUUCUAAAUAUUAACUCUCAAAAAGUAAAGGAGGGCCCAAAUGAAUCUUCCAUUCAGACAGAUGGCAACAAAGCCUUUGAACACCGUUGUCCUUUUGAAAUUCAGUUGGACAGGUUGGGUGAAGAACGUCCCUUCAGUGGACUCUUCUUCCCACUGGAACUGUUGGAAGAAGAAGGCACUCAUUUUGCCCCCAGUUCUGAAGAAAGGGGAAAACUAAAGCAGUGUUCUUGGUCAGUUGGGCCGCUUCAGAGACAGAGAGGUCAAAAAUAUAAUGCAAACCUUAUUGUGAUUAAGAUCUGAAAUUGGGAGCUCAAAGUUUUUUGCUUUACAGUUCAGUGCAUUGUGUUACAUGGAUCAGGACGCAUCUCAUACUUGACAGAUCUACCUCACCUGCUGUAUGUUGCACUCUUGCCAAAGUAUUGUUUCAGGUUUUUUUAGUGGUCUUGCAACCUCUUCUUUUUAAACGUUUUGCUAAUCCUUUUGAAUAUUCAGGGCUGUGGAUCGCAACUGCCUAUACUCCAAAUAUUGAGAGGGGAAAGAUACCAAUGGCCCCAUUCCAAAUGCAACGUAGUCUCCUGGAAGGAAUUCCUAUGGUUGUUCAGCGGAUGUCACUUUCAGAUAAGUGUGCGUAGGUUGGAAGUGUGCAACUGUCCAUAUGAACAGAGCGCAGUGUUACAUAAGGCAUUUCAACUUUAAUAGUUAAUGCAAGAAGAGCUAUGACUAUGACAAUGUUUAGUGUAAUGUACAGACCUGGAAAGCCAAUAUUACAUGGACUGCUCUUUAAGCAAAAAUACUGGAGCUGAGGCUGUUUUUCUGUUCCUUGUUUGGAGAAGGCAACAGAUGGUUUCACAACAAGAUAACAGGCUAACACUGAGUGGGUGUUCAUAGCAUUGAAUUUAUCAGUGUAUGAUGUGCUUAUUUUUUAUCUAUAUCUAUAUUUAUAUUUGUAGAACUGUCAUUAUAUUUACCAUGUUGAAUACCCAUUGAAACAGGCCAUAUUGGUCUAUGCAGUAUAUCUUAUGUAUUUCUGUAUGAAAUUGGGGGAAUGACUUAUGCCUGUUAAGGUAAACAUA